Carcharodon carcharias (great white shark) is the source of this 3250-nucleotide messenger RNA. Its product is annotated as pentraxin-related protein PTX3-like. The transcript is spliced from 3 exons. The record is from RefSeq and is a predicted model, not a curated record. Bases 96 to 1328 code for a protein of 410 amino acids. Gene Ontology annotation, biological process: innate immune response. Lineage: Eukaryota; Metazoa; Chordata; Chondrichthyes; Lamniformes; Lamnidae. Gene Ontology annotation, molecular function: complement component C1q complex binding.
GAGGAGUGUGUUCAUUCUUCACUGAACUCUGUAGUCACAGGAGCGGCUGCUGGAAACCUGGCUGCCAGCAUCGGAGGGAGAAAGAUUUGUCCAAAAUGCCCGGCUUCAUCCUCCUGCUCCUCGCCACCUCCUUAACGUUUGCAGCUGGUUAUCUUUACUGGGAGGAUGAGAAUUUCUUCCUCUACCCGGAUUCGCUCGAAGACAGGAGCGAGACAGAAGAUGAGACGUGCCCCUGUCGCAAGGACCUCUCUCGCUGGGACAAGGCAUUUGUGAUGCUGGAAGACUCCCAGAUGCGUCAGAACAUGCUCCUGCAUUCCGUCAACGGGAUCCUGGCCGACGAACUCAAAGGAAUUCGCUCCGAGGUGCGCCGGGCGCUGGCCAAUAGCUUUGGGGCCCAGGGUCCUGCCCGCCAGCACCCUGCGGACAUAACGAGCACCCGCCUUGCCAAGCUGUUGGAGCUGAGGCAUGAGGGCACGGUCAAGUGGCAUCAGGAGAGUGCCAAGAAGGUCCAGGAGGUCUUCCUCUUGGUGUUGGGCCUACACGACAGGCUCAGGGCCUUGGAGGGGCAGUUUGAGAAGCCAGGACCCAGCAGGGCAAUGCCAGAUGAGCAGGGUCUCUGCCCAAAACUGAACAAGGAGCUGCAGCAGAUCAGAGCCGAGUUGCAUACCCUUAGAGCUCGGGUACCUGCUCCAAACUUGGAGACACUGAUCCAGGAGCCUCCAGCAGGCUGCCAGAGGGCAUUAACAUUUCCCGCUGCCCCGAAGGGGAGAUAUGCCAUCAUCCUCCCGGUGGACAACCGCACCCUCCCUGCCUUCACCGCCUGCAUCUGGGCAGAGCCAAGCAGCACGAUGAAUGAGACAGUCCUCUUUUCCUACUGCACGGAAAGCAGCAGCACUGAAUUCCAGCUCUACCUUAACAGAAGCUCAGUACAGUUCUCAGUUGGCCCCACGGAGGUGCAUGGUUACGCUGGCCCCUUAGAAAAGUGGACGCAUUACUGCGGGAUCUGGGAUGGUGACUCAGGGAACACCACGCUGCUGGUAGAUGGGCAGACGGUGGCUUCGCGCAACCCGAGGGCUGGGCCGCGCGCAAUCCCUGGCGGAGGAGCUGUGCAGCUGGGGCACAAGAGCGACAAAUGCCAGGUGGGCAGGAAUGGCAAGGCACCCACAGCCUUUGCCGGAAAGCUGUCAGGCUUCAACCUGUGGGACUUGGCCAUCACAGAGACAGAGGUCGGCCAUCUGCUGAGGAGCAAUGGGUGUGACGAUAAGGGGAAUGUGAUAGGGUGGGAUGUCUCUCCGGUUACUGUGGGUACUGGUGUGCUGAUUCAUUAGGGAACUAUUUGAUUCUACUCUUUAACAGAGCUUUAUGCCAGAUUAAAAAUUCCUCCCCCUAAGAAACUAAACUACAUUAAUUUCGCUUUCUUUUAAAAAAAACUUACAGAAGCUAUUUUAUGAAAUUAAAAAUGGGCUUCAUUGACUUAAUUACCCGGAAUCCGCUCAAGGCAGCUAUUUUGACCUCAAUCUGGUCAAGGCAGCCAUUUUGUGACCUCAAUCUGGUCAAGGCAGCCAUUUUGAAAUCUUCACACCAUGUGCCCGGCCUAUUCUUUAUUGCAAAACUAUUCAAGCACCACAAAAAGAGGUUAAAAAUUAAAAGCCAUCAGCUUCUGCGUCCGCCAAAUGUAGCAUUUCUGCUCAUUAGGACGCAGCCCAAAAUGGCACCUGGUUAGGGGUGGCAUUCAUUCUUUUAUAAACAGAAUGCCUUGUCACUCAAUAAUAUGAUCAACUUGGGCUGCAGGGUGUGGAAAGAAGUCUGUUCACAGACACAGAGCUUGUUUUUCCUGAAAAAGUAAAGAAUAUGACUAGUUGAGAAAGAAAGUUUAUUGAUCCCUUGCCCCAGUUUUCACUCCUCCAAAGGGUUAGAUGCUCCAGUCAGGUGUGUAACUGCAAUGAUGGUAUUGGGUUUUCUAUAUAAUACCUUCUAAUGAACUAGUAUAACAAUGAAGAAAUAUUUGCUUUUCAACUUACAGUAUACAACGGAUCCUAAUUUAGAGCUUGUCUGUAGUUUAAGUAAACUAUGUUUAAACAUAUCUAUAUAAGUGCGUUAUGGAUUUUCUGUAGCAAAUAGGCUUUUAUUGCAAGAUUAUCUUGUAUGUACAGAAACAGGCUCAACUGAUCCACACCACUUAAAUAUAUCUAUUCGCCUCAACCACUCCCUGUGAGAGUGAGUUCCACAUUCUCUCCACUCUCUGGGUAAAGAAGCUUCUCCUGAAUUCCCCAUUGGAUUUAUUAGUGACCGUCUUGUAUGGAUGAGCCCUAGUUUUGGACUCACCCCAGAAAUGGAAACAUCCUCUCUACAUCUACCCUAUCGAAGCACUUCAUAAUUCUUAAAGACCUCUAUUAGGUUGCCCUUCAGUUUGGAGAAAAGAGCCCAGGCCUGUUCAGCCUUUCCUGAUGGUUAUAACUUCAGCCUCCAUUGCCCCUUGAACAGAGAAUGAGGGGGCAGGAAGCUGGGGUGGGUGAACAUAUGAAUUAGGAGCAGGAGUAGGCCACUCGGCCCCUCGAGCCUGCUCUGCCACUCAGUAAGAUCUUGGCUGAUCUGAAUGUAACCUCAACCCCACAUUCCUGCCUACCCCCGAUAACCUUUCACCCCCUUGUUAAUCAAAAAUCUAUCUAGCUCUGCCUUAAAAAUAUUCAAAGGCUCUGCUUCCACUGCCUUUUGAGGGAGAGAGUCACAAAGUCUCACAACCCUCAGAGAAAAAUAUUUCUCCUCAUCUCUGUCUUAAAUCGAUGCCACCUUAUUUUUAAACUGUGAUCUCUGGGUCUAGGUUCUCCCACAAAAGGAAACAUCCUGUCCACAUCCACCCUGUCAAGACCCUUCAGGAUCUUAAAGGUUUCAAAGUUGGGUUGGGGCGGGGUGGUGGAUUAACAUCAGUAAGAGCUCCCAACUCAAACCAGCAUCCAGUGAUACUGCCCCAUGGCCAGUUGCCAGAUGAGGACUUAGCUGUGAUCGAACUGCCCACCAAUCACUGUUGAGACUCAGGGGGAAAUUCAGGUUGAACACAACGAGAACCUGGGUGAAAAAAGUGGACAGAAAAACAGAGAGCAACUCAAACCCCAACAACUUGGAUUUUUUUUGUUUUAAAUUCUGCAUUAUACAUUUUAUUGCACAUUUUUAUAUGGACAAAAAUAACCAACUAUUUAAAUAUUUUUGCUAAAUGCAAAUUAUUUCAAUAAAAAUGACAAUUAUUACAAAA